AGAAAGUUUACGUUUCAGUAGGUGGCGAUAUCGAUGCAAUAUCUCGGAUGCCAGCCGCCCAUAAAAGCCAAGAAGAAGAAGCAGCAGCAGAAGAAGAAGAAGGGAGGAAAAAGGGGUAGUUGAGUUGCAGCGGGAGCAGCUUAGAGUUUCGGUUGCCGAUAUGGUGAUGUUUCCAAGCUCCUUGACAGAAGAAGAGGAGUCCCUGCAAAAGAAAUAUGCCAAACUCAAGAAAAAAAAAAAGGCCCUGCUGGCACUAAAAAAGCAGAGUUCAACCAGUCAGACCAACCAGAGUGGCUUGAAGCGCACGCUGUCAGAUCAGCCUGUGGUUGACACGGCAACAGCAACGGAGCAGGCAAAGAUGCUGAUCAAGUCAGGGGCCAUUAGUGCCAUCAAGUCAGAAAACAAGAACUCUGGCUUUAAACGCUCACGAACUCUAGAGAUUAAACUCAAGGACCCUGAAAAAGGCCCUGUCCCAACUUUCUUACCAUUCCAGAGGAGUGUGUCAACAGAUGAAGACCAGCCUGAGUCUAGAAAGAGAGCCCACAGAAAAUUCCUGCAUGAGAGCUUUGUCAGCCCAGGUGACCGAUCUCGGGACGAGGAUGAUGGAGGGGGAACGACAUCCAGCCGUGAAAUGGACAGAGACCGUGAUCGAGAUGCGGACAGGGAUAGGGACAGAGAUAGAGACAGAGAUAGAGACAGAGAUCGCGACAGAGGGAGAGACAGAGAAAGAGAAAGGGACAGAGAUCGUGAUCGAGAGAGGGACCGAAGCAGAGACAGGGAUCGGGACAGAGACAGAGAUGGACCUUUCAGACGAUCAGACUCAUACCCAGAACGGAGAGGAGUGCGCAAGGGAAAUACGGUCUAUGUAUAUGGCUCUGGGCUUGUGGAGGACAGCCUGCGUUCUGCCUUCUCUCAGCAUGGCAACAUCAUUGACCUCUCAAUGGACAAUCCGCGCAACUGUGCAUUCAUAACCUUCGAGAAGAUGGAGUCUGCAGACCAGGCUGUGGCUGAGUUGAAUGGAAGCACUGUGGGAGAUGUCCACAUCAAAGUCAGCAUCGCCAGGAAGCAGCCCCUGCUGGAUGCAGCCACUGGCAAAUCUCUCUGGGCUUCUUUGGCUGUGCAGAACAGCACCAAAGGCUCCUACAGGGACAAACGGAACCAAGUUGUAUACAAUGAUGAUUUCCUCUGAGAACAUAAAUGCUAAACUCCAUGGAAAACUGUAUUGUCAAUCCAUCCAUCCAUUGUCUUAACCGCUUAUCCUGCUCUCAGGGUCGCAGGGAUGCUGGAGCCUAUUCCGGCAGUCAUUGGGUGGCAGGCAGGGAGACACCCUGGACAGGCCGCCAGGCCAUCACAGGGCCCACUCACACACACACACACACACACACACAUGCACCCAUUCAUUCCUAGGGACAAUUUAGUACCAAUUCACCUGACUUACAUGUCUUUGGACUGUGGGAGGAAACCCACGCAGACACAGGGAGAACAUGCAAACUCCACACAGAGGAUGACCUGGGAUGGCCCACCAAGGUUGGACUACCCCAGGGCUCGAACCCUGGACCUUCUUGCUGUGAAGCGACCGCGCUAACCAUUGUGCCGCCCAAACCAUAUUGUUUUGGUUCAUAUUAAACAAGUUUUUUUUUUUUUUUUAGUAAAUAACUUGUUUACUGACCUGUAAUUGUUGACUGUUUCUCAGAUGCAGCCAUUGUGCCCAUGGGCAACACACUUCACCCCCACCUUCCUAGGCAGCAAUGUAAAUGUACUUUGUACUUUUAUUUACCCUUGAUGAUCUAAGGCAGACCCAAUGACUCAACAUGACUUGUAAUCUUGGCUGCGAUAUGUUUUUUUGUGUAGCUGUACUACUACUUCAUAUAGCAGUACUAUGAUUAUGAUAUGAGGGCCUGUAGCCCUGUGAUGGACUGGCAGCUUGUCCAGGGUGUCUCCCUGCUAGGCGCCAGCAUCCCACGACCCCAGUUGGAGUAAGUGGCUUGGAUAAUGGAUGGAUGAUAUGAUUGCUGUGUAGUAUUCUACGAUGCCACUUGGUAACAGUUGAAUUUAUCUACUAAUUGCAGAGUCAUGUAGGUCACUUCCAAAAGUGUCUGGCAAAUGAGUAAAUAUAACUGUUAUCCAUAUAGACUCAGUGUACACGUUCCCUAAUUACCCCUUUGAUACAAAGCAAUCACUUUCAAACCACUUACCUACAAA
Molecule: messenger RNA, 2202 nt
Organism: Lampris incognitus (smalleye Pacific opah)
Lineage: Eukaryota; Metazoa; Chordata; Actinopteri; Lampriformes; Lampridae
Gene: nelfe
Product: negative elongation factor complex member E
Exons: 11
Coding region: 161-1189 (342 amino acids)
Biological process (GO): negative regulation of transcription elongation by RNA polymerase II
Cellular component (GO): NELF complex
Molecular function (GO): RNA binding
Source: RefSeq, a predicted model, not a curated record